Molecule: messenger RNA, 2444 nt
Organism: Pyrus x bretschneideri (Chinese white pear)
Lineage: Eukaryota; Viridiplantae; Streptophyta; Magnoliopsida; Rosales; Rosaceae
Product: beta-amylase 2, chloroplastic-like
Exons: 8
Coding region: 765-1991 (408 amino acids)
Biological process (GO): polysaccharide catabolic process
Molecular function (GO): beta-amylase activity
Source: RefSeq, a predicted model, not a curated record
AGACACAAAGUUCACGUGAUCUACCACCAGACAUCAGGACACACCCAAAUCUCGUGCCCUUGAUCUACCCAAGUCCACGCUCUCAGCACGUGCGACAUGUGCCACAACUCACGCUCACCUCACACACAUAGUGCACCCCCACACGCCACGUUCGUGCCAGCAAAUUCCCCCAAACACGCUCGCACCUCGCACGCGUGGCAAUCCCCCGAGCGUGAGCGCCCCCUCCUCGCAUGCUCGCACGCUUCUCCUUCCCCAUCCCUCUCCCGCCCGACCCGAGCCGCCCGUCUCCGACCCCCUCCCUCCGUCUUCCCCUUCGGAGCCCCGCCCUACUCCUCGUGAGACGACGCCGUACUAUUUAUUUCGGGCCGCCGGAAAAUUCGGGCACGGAUUCCGGUGAAGCAGCUAGGGCUUCUAAAAAGGGGGAAGAGAAGAUGGAUCGGGUAGAAAAUGGGACUGGGAGCUCUGAGUGAGGGCGAUGAGGUGGAAUUCGAGGAGAAACUGGAGAAUUCCGGCCAAGGUGGAGUCAAAUGCUAGAAUUCGGCCGUCCCAGCUGGUUUUAGAAGAAAAUUGAGCAGGACCGUAUCUGCGUUGUUGAGAAAAAUCUACUCCUUCAAGUGGUUAUGUGGGAAAUUAAGCAGUGAUGGUUUCUACAUUCAUGAUAGAAGGAUCAAGUAGCUAAGAUAAUCAGGAGGUUUAAAGCGUAGGAUAAACGAAUAAGGAGAUUAUGGAAACGGGUCUUCAGAAGUUAAUCACAAGUGACGAAGAUGUUGAUGAAGUCGGUUGGUGUUGAUGGUGUUAUGGUUGAUUGCUGGUGGGGAAUUGUAGAGGCACACAGUCCGCAGGGAUAUAAUUGGAGUGGCUACAAGAAACUAUUCCAAAUUGUGCGCAAUCUUAACCUUAAGUUACAGGUCGUGAUGUCAUUCCACGAGUGUGGAGGCAAUGUCGGGGAUGAUGUACAUAUCCCACUUCCUCACUGGGUGACAGAAAUUGGCCAAAAGAAUCCUGAUAUAUAUUUUACUAAUAAAGAAGGGAAACGCAACACUGAAUGCCUCACACGGGGAAUUGAUAAAGAGCGUGUUUUAAGAGGCCGCACUGCUGUUGAGGUUUACUUUGACUACAUGAGGAGUUUCAGAGUUGAAUUUUAUGAAUUUUUUGAGGAAGGAAUAAUAUCAGAAAUUGAAGUUGGAUUAGGUCCGUGUGGAGAGCUACGGUAUCCUUCUUAUCCUGAACAGCAUGGUUGGAAAUAUCCUGGUAUUGGUGAAUUCCAGUGUUAUGAUCGAUACUUGAUGAAGAAUCUGACGCAGGCUGCAGAAGCAAGGGGCCACUCCUUCUGGGCCAGAGUACCAGAUAAUGCAGGCUCUUAUAAUUCCCAACCACAUGAGACAGGGUUUUUCCGUGACGGAGGUGAUUAUGAUAGCUACUAUGGCAGAUUCUUUCUUAAUUGGUACUCCCGUGUUUUGAUUGAUCAUGGUGACCGUGUACUUGCUCUGGCCAAUUUAGCUUUUGAAGGCACACGCAUUGCUACAAAGGUAUCAGGUAUCCACUGGUGGUACAAGACUGCCAGCCAUCCUGCUGAAUUAACCGCUGGAUUUUACAACUCCUGCAAUUGUGAUGGGUAUGCGCCAAUUUCUGCAAUGUUAAAAAAGCAUGAGGCUGCUCUGAAUUUCACAUGUGUUGAAAUGCGCACAUUAGACCAACAUGAGGGCUUUCCGGAAGCACUGGCAGACCCCGAGGGAUUAGUUUGGCAGGUGCUGAAUGCUGCAUGGGAUGCUAACAUUCCAGUUGCUAGUGAGAAUACUCUUACUUGCUUUGACAGAGAAGGCUACAACAAGAUAUUAGAAAAUGCUAAGCCCUGGAACGAUCCAGAUGGCAGGCAUUUAUCGGCAUUUACCUAUCUCAGAUUAAGCCCAGUUCUCAUUGAGAAGCAUAACUUAACGGAGUUCGAACGAUUUGUCAAGAGAAUGCAUGGAGAAGCCGCUCCUGAUGUUUAAUAAAAACUUCGACAGGCUUGGUGUAUCAACUGAUAAAACUAUGGUUACAAACUUGUAACCGACGAUGGUAAUUUAUAAGAUAUUUCCAUUCCAAAUCUCACAAAUGCAUACUCAUGACAUGAGCCUUGUUUUUAGCUACAAGUUACUAAAAGUGACGAGAAAGGAUACAAACAACACCCCACUUGUAAGUGAUUCCAGAUCAGCUCAACAACGAUGGUUGUUUGUGUGGUUGCAAAUGUUGAUGGAGGCUAAAUUGCACAAAUCAUUAGUGCGCGAUAUGGGUUAUAUGUCAAUGUUACUCGUGUGCACGGGUGACACUGACAUAUGACCCGCACCAUAUGAAUGAUUCGUGUAAUUUGACUAAUUUUCAAUUAGAGAUGGGGACGAUUGAUUGCACCGCAUGAAUGAUUCGUGCAAUUUGACUAAUUUUCAAUUAGAGAUGGGGACAAUUGA